AUGGCAGCAAAUGAUGCCAGUAGCAUCCACGCCAUCACGGACCCUGCCGGUGACGAUAUCAAGAAAAGCCCGGACGCUAUUCUAGGGUCAGGAUCAUCGUCGUCUUCAUUGGAGUUCAAAGCACGAGUGCAGAUUAAGGAAUACAAUGGAUGCACUUUUGAUGCAUCCGAAGAUCCCCGGUUUUACAAACCAAUCCCCGAAUAUGAGGGUGUCCAUCGUUGGGACCCCGACUUCGACUGGUCGCCGGAGGAAGAGAAGCGACUGGUGAGAAAGGUUGAUUUACGAAUCUGUACCUUUGCGUGUAUCACCUUUUUUGCGCUCCAGCUCGAUAGAGGCAAUAUCGUUCAGGCUUUAUCUGACAAUAUGUUGGAGGAUCUCGGGAUGAACACGAAUGACUACAACACUGGACAGACAAUUUUCUUUUUGCUCUUCUUGUUUGCGGAGCUUCCAUCUCAGCUUCUCUCGAAAAAGCUCGGGCCAGACCGAUGGAUCCCCAUCCAGAUGGUUUCUUGGAGUGUGAUUGCAGCCUGUCAGUCAUUUAUGAAGAAUAAAACAGGAUACUAUGUCUGCAGGGCCUUGUUAGGAAUGUUUGAAGGUGGUUUCAUUCCAGACACGAUUUUGUUCCUCUCGUUUUGGUAUAAGUCUAAGGAGUUGCCCAUUCGCCUGAGCUUUUUCUGGGUAUCCUAUCAGGGAACUGCUAUCGUUGGCGCUUUCUUAGCCUUCGGGUUCCUUCAUAUCACAAGAUCUGAUGGAACCGGUGGAUGGCGGUAUCUUUUCGCUUUCGAGGGCUUGAUCACGGGGGUUAUUGGCAUCCUGGCUGCUGCUUGGAUGCCUGCAUCACCAACACAGACCAAAGGCUGGUUGAGAGGCAAGGACGGUUGGUUCAGCGAGCGUGAAGAGAAGAUUCUCGUUAAUCGUGUCAUUCGUGACGACCCCAGCAAAGGAACAAUGCAUAAUCGACAAGCAGUGACGCCAGGGAUGCUCUGGGAUGCUCUCUGGGAUUAUGAUAUGUGGCCCAUCUAUUUGCUGGGCUUGAGCUGGAUGAUUCCAACGACCCCAGCAACCAGCUACAUUACUCUUCAACUCAAGUCCCUGGGCUUCAACACCUUCCAAACGAAUCUCAUGACCAUCCCGGCAUAUGCACUAUUUAUUGGCAAUCUUCUUUUUUGGACCUGGAUCUCUGAGCGCUUCAACCAGCGAUUUGUGAUUGGUAUUGUCACAGAAAUCUGGUGCUUGGCUCCGCUUAUCGCGCUCGUGAUCCUCCCAAAUGGAACCAGCCCAUGGGUGCUUUGGGUCCUCAAUAUUUUGCUUAUUGGAACUCCUUAUGUGCACGCCGUUAUUGUGGCCAUGACCUCAAGAAACGCCGGGUCGGUCCAUACAAGGACCGUAGCCAGCGCCAUAUACAAUAUGACAGUCCAGGCGUCAAACAUCAUUGCGAACAAUAUAUAUCGACAAAACGAUAAACCAUACUACCGUGUUGGUAACAGAGUCCUCAUCGCGUUAUCUGUGUGGAGUCUGGCGCUAUUCGUUGGAGCCAAGUUCUACUAUAUUUGGCGAAACAAGCAAAAUGCCGCAAAAUGGGAUGCUAUGUCGAGCUCUGAGAGAGAAGCAUACUUGGCCGAGAACAGAGACAAAGGGAACAAACGGUAUGUGCCUUGCUUGCCCAGUGAAAUAUCGGUCACCGUCUAAUAUAUAUAUAUAACAGCCUCGACUUUAGAUUUAGCCAUUAAUGAAAUACCACGGGAAGCGAUCAAACUGGUGGAAGAGUAGACUUACCCAGAUAGAUGCUCUCGAUAAUUGUGUACAACACGAAGAAACGAAUAAAACAUGAAAAAUCAGCAUUUAUUCGACAGACUUUCCUC
Messenger RNA from Aspergillus ochraceoroseus IBT 24754, 1862 nucleotides. RefSeq names its product putative transporter. Gene Ontology annotation, biological process: transmembrane transport. Gene Ontology annotation, cellular component: membrane. The coding region runs from base 1 to 1689 and encodes 562 amino acids. The transcript is spliced from 5 exons. The record is from RefSeq and is a predicted model, not a curated record. NCBI's taxonomy places the organism in Eukaryota, Fungi, Ascomycota, Eurotiomycetes, Eurotiales, Aspergillaceae. Gene Ontology annotation, molecular function: sulfate transmembrane transporter activity.